Messenger RNA from Rotaria sp. Silwood2, 2020 nucleotides. NCBI's taxonomy places the organism in Eukaryota, Metazoa, Rotifera, Eurotatoria, Philodinida, Philodinidae. The record is from the annotation of a GenBank genome assembly.
AAAAGGGCUUCGAGGGCAGCUGUAGGUUUUCACGCUCUUUCAAACAAAAAAAAUUUUAAAAUACAUUGAAUGAACCAGGAAGGAGAAAUUUGGGAUGCGCUUUUGAGAAAGUGGAAACUGAGAAAAAACAGAAAACAUUUUUUGAUUUUUCAAAAAACAGCUGUUUUUUCGAAUAGGGGGUGACGAAAAUCUUCGAAAAUUUUGGACAAAAAGGAGGUAUCGAGAAAAACUUUUUUAUCAGUUAUGAAAGAGCAGAUCACGGGCUAUCCUCCCACGUAUUUAUCUCAAUUUCGAUUUUUCUGACGAAAAUUGACUUUUUUGAGGGGGGGGGGNACUCGAGCCCGUCCCUCCUCGUACGUUUCUGUUUUCUUCUCCUGAUUGUUAUGUUGUCCGUGGGUUUGCGGCGGGUGGGGGGGCGGGGGUGGGCUUAAGCCAUUUUGAGUUGAGGCUAUGUGCAUCACAGGUGGACUCUAAUGAGCUAUGAAUAUCGUGAAAAGAGAUCAGACUCUUAGCUGAUUGCUGUAGAGAUACUAAAUUUUUAAGAUAUUUUUGUAAUUCAAUGUCGUGGAUCGGAUUUGGGCUUGAAAUUUUGAAGCCUGAUGGGCUUUAGUCAUCUGAAAAAUGUGUAGAGUGCACUAAUCAUCAAAUACCGACUAGAAAAUUUUCUUGAGAGUAUUUAUGUGCAGCUUGAUCGAAUUCAAAAAUAUUGAAAACAAUGAGCUCUAUAUGCAGAUCUUAAUGAUAAAUAGUUUAUUGUGAAAGUUUUAGGUCUUUUGUUUCCUUGUAAAAUUUAAAAUCCUAAUUCGAAAAGCAUUUUUCCUAGCGUUUCUGGAGGAAAUUCCAGCAUCCCAUUGAAAAAAAACAACCUUAGAAAUGUAUUAUAAGUUAAAGAUCCGAAAUCUGUUCAGGAUAUUCAUAGCUCAUGAAGAUCUACAUAUUGCAGAUAGUCUCGUCACAAGAGUAAUGAAUCAGUUUGAAGACUUUAUUCGUAAGCUGAGAUUUUUGAAUGUUGAUUGAGAAGACUAAAUUAGAGAUAUAUUUAGAAAACUUAAAGAAUACUUUAUAGAACACUAUUUAAUGUUAAUUUAAUCUUUGAGUUAGAUCGAAUAAUCUACAACAUAAAAGUUUGUGAUUUAUUCAAUAUAUUUUGAUGUGUUAGUUACCAAUACCUGAUAUUUAUCGUGGUAAAUAUCGUGAUAUUGAUUAUAAUUAUGAUGAAGAAAAAUUAUGUCAGUUAUAUGUCGAUGAUGUUCGUCAAAUUGUUGAAGAAAUUGAAUCACGUGGUCGUCGUAUUGCAAUAUUUUUAAUUGAAUCAUUACAAUCAUGUGGUGGACAAAUUAUUUAUCCAAAAGGUUAUCUUAAACAUACAUUUAAUUAUCUUCAAUCAAAAGGUAUUUUAUGUCUUGUCGAUGAAGUUCAAACAGGUUUUGGUCGAUCUGGUACUCAUUUUUGGGCAUUUCAAUCAUAUGAAGAAGAUAUUGUUCCUGAUUUUGUUACAAUGGGUAAAUCUAUGGGUAAUGGAUUUCCAGUUGCUGCUUUGGUGACACGUCGAUGUAUAACACAAAAAUUUGAUAUGGAUGGUAUUGAAUAUUUUAAUACCUAUGGUGGUAAUCCAGUUAGUUGUCGUGCAGCUAUUGCUGUACUUGAUAUAAUUGAAAGAGAAAAAUUAAUGGAAAAUGCUCGAGAUGUUGGUAGUUAUUUAUUAAAUAAAUUAAAAGAAAUAGGCAAAAAAUAUUAUAUUAUUGGUGAUGUACGUGGUCGAGGAUUUUUUCUUGGAGUUGAAUUUGUACGUGAUGCAAAAACACGUGAACCUGGUAUUGAAGAAGCACAUGAAAUCAAAUAUAAACUUCGUGAACACAUGAUUAUUGUUUCACUUGAUGGACCUGAUCAUAAUGUUCUUAAAUUUAAAUCGCCAAUGUGUUUUUCAAAAGCUGAUGCGGAUUUUCUUUGUGGCAAAUUGGAAACACUUGUUAGAGAAUGUCAAAAUAAGAGAGAUGAAAAACAAGAAACAAUUAUGUAG